Molecule: messenger RNA, 1164 nt
Organism: Alternaria alternata
Lineage: Eukaryota; Fungi; Ascomycota; Dothideomycetes; Pleosporales; Pleosporaceae
Product: alpha/beta-hydrolase
Exons: 4
Coding region: 1-1164 (387 amino acids)
Molecular function (GO): hydrolase activity
Source: RefSeq, a predicted model, not a curated record
AUGACUGAUGACCAUUUCUUUACACCUGGCAAGGGAAUCUUUGCUACAUUCGACCGUGAGGAAAAUUGGUUUAAGAAAAUGGGCUUCUACGAAUACCAGACUCAUUACACCUUCUCCGAUAGUUGGGAUAAGGAAAUGAUGCCGGUAAAAAUUCUUGUCCCCAACGAUUUGCCAGUCGGACAUAAAGCUCCGGUUAUGUGGUUCUUCCAUGGUGGUGGCUAUUGUACAGGAGCUGGCGACUUCCCCGCUUGGUAUUCUCAAACGGCUGUCAGUAGGGCCAAAGCCAAGAAAGCUAUCAUUAUCGCGCCGGAAUACCCCCUAGGCCCUGAAGGCAACUACAAAGACAUCGUGGACUGUCUGAGGGACUUCCUUUCUGGCUUCACAAAGUGGACAGAAUGGCUUUAUAAGCAGAUACCUGUGCAGAACUUUACCAUCGACAAGGACCACGUGUAUGUCGAGGGCGAGAGCGCUGGUGGUCAAGCGGCCGUCACCGCAUUGUGGCUGAACGCUGCAGAGGAUGGGCCGAACCUGCCCAUCGACGUGGCGCUACUUCGAUACCCGAUGAUCGCGCAUUACAAGCGUAGGUGGGACAAGAUCGCCGACAAGGAUGGCAAGGUGAAUUACAUGGGAGUUUGCUUCACGAAGAAGGACGUUAUGCAGCGCGAAGCCAACAUUACAGACUUGACCAAGUGGCUAGAAAGUCACAGUCUCGUGCCAACUUGCUCGUCGCGCUGGCCUUCUGUGGGCAUGGCUUUCGCCUUCAUUCUCUCCGUUACAGAGAGAUGGCAAUGGUAUUUCCAACGCCAACAUUCUCUCCCCAAAGCUAAGAGAGACGAACUAGACUAUAUGGACGGUAUUGAGCGGGCGAACAAUACUCAAGCUAGUGUCUUGCAUCAACUUCUCCCGCCCAUAUACAUCUUUCAUGGAUGGAAUGACCCAAACUGUCCUAUCGAUAAUACUCAAGAGUUUGUGAGAGUAUUGGAAACGAAGUACCCGGAACGAUACAACAACGAUAAGAAUCUGCGAUUCGAUAUCGUGAAGAGGCUGGCGUAUAGUUCCGAUAACGUUGGGCACGGGUUUGAUUACUGGCUCAACGAGACGGAGGAGAAAUUCUUGAGAAAUGCCUAUGAUUGGGUUGGUGACCGUUGGAAGACUAGUUCGUAG